Panicum virgatum (switchgrass) is the source of this 306-nucleotide messenger RNA. Its product is annotated as succinate dehydrogenase subunit 3-1, mitochondrial-like. The record is from RefSeq and is a predicted model, not a curated record. NCBI's taxonomy places the organism in Eukaryota, Viridiplantae, Streptophyta, Magnoliopsida, Poales, Poaceae. The transcript is spliced from 2 exons. The coding region runs from base 1 to 306 and encodes 101 amino acids.
AUGGAGAAGUAUAACAACAACACUCAGUUUGCGCCCUUGAGAGAUGCUCCAUUUGCUCUCCGUGGUGCUAUUGGUGGCUCGAACUCAAAUCUUGAGCAAGCCAAAGGCUACACAUCUUUGCCUCUAGCAGCCCUGCGACCAAAUGUGUCUGCACCUGGAAGCCGAGCCAUGCACACAAGCCGCCCCGUGGCAGCUCCUGUUGCAAACCGCCCAUUGUCUACGUUCUCAAUCUCGCACCGUAUUUUCGGUGUCGCGUUGGGAGUUGCCAUCAUAUCUGUCCCUCUUGCCACCAAUAGUUCAGCCUGA